UUACUGCGGUGUUCAGCUGGACGUGUCUCAGUAACCCUGGAGAGCAGUUAUGAACAGGACAAUUCCUACCAAAUCAAGAUGGGCAGAGAGAAGAUCCACUGUGGUUUACGCGGUGCGCUCUGCCACGUUCGGCUCCUGGAGGAUGCUCACCCUGGGGGCAGAGUACGAGGAUACCUGGGCUCCGUCACCUGACAGCAGGCGCAGUCCGGGCCAGCGAGCGGAGGGGGAGCCAGGGCCCGCGGAGGAUACAGACGCCUGGGCCGGAGAGCCGGAGCGGCCCUUGUGGAGAGCCGCUGACACCCACACCGAUCACAAGUACGACACAGUCUUACACCUGGAUGGACUGAGCAGAGCGGGACGGACAGAUGGUGUCCGCCAGGUCGUCAGGAAGCACGAGACCCUGAACCGCAUGCCGUGGCCCAGCAGAAUGGCUCGCUUCGCAGAAGAUCUACCCACCCGCUAUGGAGGAGGCGCAGGCGGCGGAGGGAGAGGCGGACCGGGCGCUGGGAGAGGGGGAGCCCGGGGUGGUGGCGCUCCGGGUGGGCAGAGGAUGUACAAGCAGUCGAUGGCCCAGAGAGCCCGGACAAUGGCCAUCUACAACCCGAACCCUGUCAAACAAAACUGCUUAACUGUCAACCGCUCCCUCUUCAUCUUCCGCGAGGACAAUCUCAUCAGGAAGUAUGCAAAGCGAAUAACAGAGUGGCCUCCAUUUGAGUACAUGAUCCUGGCUACAAUCAUCGCCAACUGCAUCGUCCUGGCCCUGGAGCAGCAUCUACCCGCCAGCGACAAGACGCCCAUGUCCGAACGUCUGGAUGACACAGAGCCCUACUUUAUUGGAAUAUUCUGUUUCGAGGCUGCCAUUAAGAUCAUCGCCCUGGGCUUUGCAUUUCACAAAGGCUCCUACCUCCGCAACGGCUGGAAUGUAAUGGACUUUGUGGUCGUCCUCACGGGAAUCUUGGCCACGGUGGGUUCAGACUUUGACCUGAGAACACUGCGGGCCGUGAGGGUGCUGAGACCCCUGAAACUUGUGUCAGGAAUCCCAAGUCUCCAGGUGGUGUUGAAGUCCAUAAUGAAAGCCAUGGUUCCCCUGCUUCAGAUCGGCCUGCUGCUCUUCUUCGCCAUUGUCAUGUUUGCCAUCAUCGGGGUGGAGUUUUACAUGGGCAAAUUCCACACCACCUGUUUCAAGAUCGACACUGGUGAGAGAGCUGCCGACUGGCCUUGUGGUUUGGAGCCCCCAGCCAGGACGUGUCCCAACGGUACCCAGUGCAGAGAGUAUUGGACUGGACCCAACUUUGGCAUCACCAACUUUGACAACAUCCUGUUUGCGGUGCUUACUGUGUUCCAGUGCAUCACCAUGGAGGGCUGGGUGGACAUCCUCUACAGCACCAAUGAUGUGGCAGGGAACACCUGGAACUGGCUCUACUUCAUCCCUCUCAUCAUCAUCGGGUCCUUCUUCAUGCUCAACUUGGUGCUCGGUGUCCUAUCAGGAGAAUUUGCCAAAGAAAGAGAACGUGUGGAGAAAAGGCAGGAGUUCCUCAAGCUUCGCAGGCAGCAGCAGAUAGAGAGAGAGCUCACCGGAUACUUGGAGUGGAUCUGCAAAGCAGAGGAGGUGUUGCUGGAGGAGGAGGAUGAGAUUGCAGAGGAGAAGUCCCCGCUGGACGGUGCGUGGUACAAGAGGAAACAAAACCUUCCAGUCCUGAAACGAGGCAAAGCCAAGAAAGGUAAAAACGACCUGAUCGGUGCCGAGGAGGGGGAGGACCCUUUCGCCGACAUCUCCUCUGUUGCUCCUCCUGGCUCUCCGUUUGGUCGAGCCAGUGUGAAAAGCGGCAGUAAGAUGGACAGCUCCUCUUACUUCCGUCGCAAAGAGAAGAGGAUCCGCUUCUUCAUCCGACGCAUGGUGAAAGCUCAGAGCUUCUACUGGAUCGUCCUGUGUCUGGUGGGCCUCAACACUCUGUGUGUGGCCAUAGUUCACUACGACCAACCUGAGUGGCUUACAAGGGCCCUAUACACAGCAGAGUUUGUGUUCCUGGGUUUGUUUCUGACUGAGAUGACCUUGAAAAUGUACGGCCUCGGGGCGCGGAAUUAUUUCCAUUCUUCCUUUAACUGCUUUGAUUUUGGGGUGAUUGUGGGAAGUAUUUGUGAGGUGAUCUGGGACAUAAUUAAACCAGGAGCAUCAUUUGGUAUCAGUGUGUUGAGAGCACUGCGACUGCUCAGGAUAUUCAAAGUUACCAAAUAUUGGAACUCGCUGAGAAACCUGGUGGUUUCCCUCCUCAACUCCAUGAAGUCCAUCAUCAGCUUGCUCUUCCUCCUCUUCCUCUUCAUCGUGGUCUUUGCUCUGCUGGGCAUGCAGCUCUUUGGCGGACAGUUUAACUUUGAAGAUGAGACGCCGACAACAAACUUUGAUACCUUCCCAGCAGCCAUCCUCACAGUGUUCCAGAUUCUGACUGGCGAAGACUGGAACGCAGUGAUGUACCACGGGAUCGAGUCUCAAGGAGGCGUUCACCGCGGCAUGCUCUCUUCCGUCUACUUCAUCGUCCUCACGCUAUUUGGAAACUACACCCUCCUGAAUGUCUUCUUGGCUAUCGCUGUCGAUAACCUCGCCAAUGCACAGGAGCUGACUAAGGAUGAAGAGGAGCAGGAGGAGGCAGCCAAUAAGAAGCUUGCCCUGCAGAAGGCUCUGGAAGUGAAGGAAGUCAGCCCGAUGUCAGCAGCCAACAUCUCCAUCGCUGCUUUUGUAAAGCAAAAUCGAGAUGCACUCUCUCGCAGGUCGUCCAUCAACAGCAUUCAGUCACCUAAAGAGCAGCAGCGGUCUGCAAAAAUCAUGUCAGUGUGGGAACAAAGGACCAACCAGCUGAGGAGACACAACAUGAGGGCGAGCAGCGAGGCCCUGUUCAACGAGCUGGACCCAGAGGAGCGCCUCCGGAUGUCCUCUGCCCUCCACCUGCAUCCUGACAUGAAGACUCACCUGGACCGGCCUCUCGUGGUGGAGGCCAGGAACGGCGACAAACCCAGCAGGCCUCCCGAAGGAGGACGAGAGGAGGCAGGGGAUCCCCGGCAGGAUGGGAUGGGAGACAGCUUCCACACGCACUCCAGGAAGCAUCACCGCCACCGCGACAGAAACGGGGAGAGCAGAGACGGAGGCGACGGCAGGGGAGGAAGGCACCACACUCAUCAUAGCAGGAGCAGAGAUCACAACACUGACGGCACCCAGACGAAAGAGAGGAGAGGGGAAAGGAACCAAAGCGCCGAUGGAGGACAGGGACACAGGCACCAUCACCAGGCUGGCUCCCCUGAGGAGGAGGCCAAUGAUAUGCAAGGAGGAGGAGGAGGAGAGGAAAGGGGACAUCGGCAUCACCACUCCCAUCGACAACCAAAAGAGGGAAAUGGGAUGAUAGUGAACGGCGCACAGGGAGAGCACAGAGGGAGGGGGGGAGGAGGGGAUAACAAUGGAGAGAGGAAGGGCCGCUGCUCUCGUAUGGUCAGAGCUCAGUCAACUCUGGAUGGAGAUGAUUGUAAGAGGAACACGAAUGGAACCAGAGGUCACAGGGAGAGGCAGCCAGAUGCCGAGGACAACGGCCUCGCCUCUAGUCCUCUGCAGCGAAUGCGCAGUAGCCUGAGUCUCGGAGAAAAGCAAGAGGAUGCUGACAACCAGAAGAACUCCACCAGGGCCAGCCAGGCUGGCCUCAACAGCAGCGCCAUCCACAUCCCUGUCACCAUCACUGCCCCGCCUGGAGAAACCACCAUCAUACCCAUGAACAACAUCGACUGUGACAACUUCCGACUCAGUGAGGAGAAGAAAGAUCUGGAGGAAGAGGAGGCAGCUAAUGGGCCUCGGCAGAUUCUUCCCUACAGCUCCAUGUUCAUCUUCGGGCAAACAAAUCCGGUGCGGCGGCUGUGUCACUACGUGGUCAACCUACGCUACUUUGAAAUGUGCAUCCUGAUGGUCAUUACCAUGAGCAGCAUCGCCCUGGCAGCCGAGGACCCCGUGCAAGCCAACGCACCGCGCAACAACGUUCUGAAGUAUCUGGAUUACGUCUUUACCGGAGUCUUCACUUUUGAGAUGGUGAUUAAGAUGAUUGACUUGGGACUUCUCCUCCACCCUGGCUCUUAUUUUCGGGACCUGUGGAAUAUUCUGGACUUCAUUGUGGUCAGUGGAGCUCUGGUGGCCUUUGCCUGCUCAGGGACGAAAGGCAAGGACAUCAACACCAUCAAGUCCCUCAGGGUCCUCCGAGUCCUGCGGCCACUCAAGACCAUUAAACGGCUGCCCAAGCUGAAGGCCGUGUUUGACUGUGUUGUAAACUCUCUGAAGAACGUUCUCAACAUCCUCAUCGUCUACAUCCUCUUCAUGUUCAUCUUCGCUGUUAUCGCCGUGCAGCUCUUCAAGGGCAAAUUCUUCUACUGCACCGACGAGUCCAAGGGUCUGGAGAAGGACUGCAGGGGUCAGUUUCUGGACUAUGACAGAGAUGACGUAGCAGCUCAGCCCAGAGUGUGGAAGAAGUAUGAGUUUCACUAUGAUAACGUUCUGUGGGCCUUCCUAACGCUCUUCACCGUCUCCACCGGAGAGGGCUGGCCAGUGGUCCUGAAGCACUCUGUGGACGCUACCUACGAAGAUCAGGGCCCCAGCCCAGGCUUCCGCAUGGAGACAUCGAUCUUCUACGUGGUGUACUUCGUGGUGUUCCCCUUCUUCUUCGUCAACAUAUUCGUGGCUUUGAUCAUCAUCACCUUUCAGGAGCAGGGAGACAAGGCCUUGUCUGAGUGUAGCCUGGAGAAGAAUGAGAGAGCUUGUAUAGACUUUGCCAUCAACGCCAAACCGCUGACGAGAUACAUGCCUGAGAACAAGCAGUCCUUCCAGUACAAGAUGUGGAAAUUUGUGGUGUCACCUCCGUUUGAGUACGCCAUCAUGACUUUAAUCGCUCUCAACACAGUCGUGCUGAUGAUGAAGUUCUACGGAGCUCCAGACCUGUACGAGUCCAUGCUGAAAUACUUAAACAUCGUCUUCACAGCCCUCUUCACGCUGGAGUGCAUCCUCAAGAUUAUUGCCUUCGGUCCACUGAACUACCUGAAAGCAGCGUGGAACGUGUUUGACUUAGUGACUGUGCUUGGAAGCAUCACAGACAUCCUGGUCACAGAGAUCAAGAACAAGAUGAUCAACCUGAGUUUUCUGAGGCUGUUCAGAGCUGCUCGUCUCAUCAAGCUGCUGCGGCAGGGCUACACCAUCCGCAUCCUGCUGUGGACCUUCGUUCAGUCCUUCAAGGCUCUGCCGUAUGUCUGCCUCCUCAUUGCCAUGCUGUUCUUCAUCUAUGCCAUCAUUGGAAUGCAGGUGUUUGGAAACAUUGAGCUGAAUGAGGAGACGGCCAUAAACCACCACAACAACUUCCAGACCUUUUUCCAGGCCUUGACCCUUCUCUUCAGGAGUGCGACAGGCGAGGCGUGGCACGAGAUCAUGUUAGCGUGUCUCAGUGAGCGUCCGUGUGAUAAGCUCUCAGGAACUGUAGGGAAGGAGUGUGGAAGUGACUUUGCCUACUUCUACUUUGUCUCCUUCAUCUUCCUCUGCUCCUUCCUGAUGUUGAACCUCUUUGUCGCUGUCAUCAUGGACAACUUUGAGUACCUGACCAGGGACGCCUCCAUUCUGGGGCCACAUCACCUUGAUGAAUUCAUCCGUGUGUGGGCGGAGUACGACCCUGCUGCCUGCGGCCGCAUGACUUACCGUGAUAUGUACAAGAUGCUUCGCGACAUGUCUCCUCCACUAGGUUUGGGAAAGAAAUGUCCUCCCAGAGUCGCCUAUAAGCGAUUGGUGAAGAUGAACAUGCCCAUUGCAGAUGACAACUCGGUGCAUUUCACCUCCACGCUGAUGGCCCUGAUUCGCACAGCCCUGGAGAUCAAGCUGGCAUCUGGGGUCCUGGCGCAGCGUCUUUGCGACGUUGACCUGAAGAGGGAGAUAAGCCGAGUGUGGCCCAACCUGUCGCAGAAGACUGUCGACCUGCUGGUGACGCCACAUAAAUACAACGAGCUGACUGUGGGGAAAGUCUAUGCAGCUCACAUGAUCUUUGACUACUACAAGCAGAACCGUGCCAAGAGACUCCAGCAGCAGCAUCCUUCAGGAGGACCUCAGAGUAAAUUGGGGGCGUUGUUCCGCCCUGUGCUGCCCCUCACUCACCUACAGGAAGCAGAACCACCGAUCUGCAGCCCCAAACAGCCCCUCCCACCCCAACCUAUGCCAGAGGCCCCGCCCUCCUCCACCACCACCGCCACAGCUGCCACCUCAAUAAGCAGGGACACAAUAUUAAACCAGAGGAGUGCCAUAAAACAUUCCCAGUCCGGAGAUGUUUCUCAGGCAUCACAGAGGCCCAAAGGCCGGAGGAAACUACAGAGGGGCCAAUCAGAGGAUGUGCCAUAUUCCACCAGACCUCAGGAACAGGUUGAACUGAAACAGGUGGAGAACAUUUCAGAUACAGAGGGAUAUCCCAGCCUGGAAGGCCACAACAGAGCAGCUUCUCUGCCCCGACUCAAUGCUGAGUACUACCGGAGCCACCCUCGCCACGCCCCUGGGACCCACCUGGCACCGAUUGUGGACCUCAGCCCUAUAAGACGCUCAGCGUCCUCGCUGACACCGCAGAGCCACCAGGAGGCUGGGCUGAGAGGGUAUGACCUGGAGCGACCUGACCUGGCCCAGUCCUCAACAGGGCCAGGGCAGGUUCCGGGCCAGGACAGAGCCCACCACCAUCACCACCACCACCGCUGUCAUCGACGAAGGGACAAGGACAAAGACAAGAAGCAAAAGUCCAUGGAUAGAGCUGCAUCAGUGCAACCCUCCAGCACUGUCGGUUCCUUCACCGACCCUUCGGCUGAAGGUUUGUCCAGAGAACGAGCGAGGGAGCGGGACCGCAGCCGGCCUCAUGAGAGGAGGCACCACUCCUCAGCAGGGGAGAAGCAGCGCUACUACUCCUGUGAGCGUUACGGCAGCAGGGAGCAGUGUCACGCCAAGUCGGCCGGUCCCAGUAGAUCCACGUCUCCUGGAGAGGGACAGGACGCUGGUUUGCUCAGACAGUAUGGUAGCAGUGUGCUGAAAGCUGGCCCUGUAACUCUUCCCUCUGGUUCGAGCACGCCGGGCCGUGGUCGCAGGCAGCUGCCGCAGACACCCCUCACCCCUCGUCCCGCCGUGGCCUAUAAGACCGCCAACUCCUCGCCUCUCCCGUCCAGUGCCAGCACUGCAAUGACAGGGCACCAGACUCGCUUCAGCCGUGGCCUUUCAGAGCACGAUCGUUUACUCGGGGGCCACAACGAGUCCCCGAUACCAGUCACCCGCAUCAGUUCAGACCCUAAUUUGAACCGGCAGCUGCAGGAUGCUUCUCAGCAGGCCCUCCUCGAAGAGACAGAGGACUUCCAGGACGCUGUGAGCAGCCACGGAGGGGGGCGCUCUGCCAGAACCACUGCCUCAACUACAGCCUCCGCUUCACACGGAACUGCUGCUGCGCCCGUCACAGCUCCCGUCACACAGGGCCGGGCGAUGGUGGUGCCAAACGGGUACCACUUCAUCCUCGGGGUCAACUCGGGGGGCAGAGGAACAGGAAGUCUCAGGGAGAGGGAGGAAGAGGACUGGUGCUAACAUGCCAGAACACUUUGGAAAGAUUUUGAUGUUACCUGUGAACGGGGCAGCUUUUUUUUUUUUUUUUUUUUCGGUGUUGUGCAGUGCUCAUGUCAGGUCCAAUGAGCUGAUAGAAAGCCAGAGGAUUGAUACAGAAAGAAAGAUACUGAAGAAAACGGUCAGUGGAAAGUGCUAUAAAAGGGGAUCAGAAAUCAUUCCAGCUUUGUAGUGUUAACUCUCCUUUUUUUAUACAAGAAACUCUUUAAGGAAAAAAAAAAGACACUGAUGACUUUUUGUACCCCCUUUACUUGCACUGAAAUUAUAGCACAUGUGAAGACCCUUAAGUAUUUUGCCUUGGCCAGUAAAAUCAGUGUUGGAGCAGAAGACAAAAGCCAAAAUCCCCUCAUUCUUUCAGUGAAGCUAUGAACUGUGUUUCAGACUGAUCUGAAUGCCUCAUUCCUGGUAUUAACAUGGCUGCUCACAACACUGUUUUUAUUACUGUAUGUUUCAUUUUGUUUGUGUUUGCCAUGCGGGUUAGAGAAGAGUUAUAAUUUGAUCAUAUUAUUUGAUCAUCACGACGCUACCACCAAAUUAUUCUCCUCUCUUUUGGUUGUUUAUUCAUCAGUUAUUCGGAGUUAACGCUGAAUUCUGACAACAAGAGUUAUUAAGAAAACAAAUGUCUUUCUUUAUAUCUUAAACUUCUGCCAAGACUCUUAACAGAGACAGUAAUUAAUGACAAAAAUCAAACAGUGGGAUUGGUUGGGAUGGAACUAGACAUUUUUGUAAAUUAUACCAGAUGUAAAUUUCUGGAGUGCACAUAGGGACUAGAUCAGCUCUUUUCUGACGUCAUGUGGCUGAAUACUAAGUGCCUCGUUUUCCAAGAUGUAUUGAGAUGCAGUCUGGCUCUGGGUCAGAGGGACCUGAACCGUUGUAAGUAUGUACACAGCUGAGAAAAAAAAAAAGAAAAGAAAAGUGGAAAGAACAAAGCUCUUGUUUGAAUCUGGUAUAAAGGACAGGAUGCAAAAAAGACCUUUCUUUGUACUGAAUCUUGUGGUAGGUAAAUCAGAAUUACAGAUGCAAAGUAAGCAAUGUAGUGCAUGCCAGGGUCUUGAACUUGUCAAAAAAAAAAAAAAAAAUUGUGUCUGUACUGUUGCUUAAGGGUGUGUGGUAAGCAUUUUGCCUUUCUCUUUCAAAUAUACUGCCAGUCAGUUGGUAGAAACGGUCUCUGAAUGGAGAAAAGUGCCAUUUUUUUGGAUUAAUAAUCAACAAAUGUUUCUCAUAUUCAGAAGCACCUGCCUCCUACAGCAUUCAGUAUAUAUGUCAUCUCUGCCAUAUUCACCCAGAUCUUAUGGGUUUCCUUUCUCCUCACCCGUUUCCACUGAGAGCAGUAUUGUGUGAGGGUUUGUAGGCGAGGGUACCUGUGUGUGUAUUCACAGGUACAAUAAAGAGUUGUGUUGUUGCUGCUGACUGUUGACUUAAAGUAGGGCUAUGCAACAAGACGACACUUCAUCUGCCCUGUAGCUUUACCCUCUGGAAUCUCCAGGUUCAGGCUUUAGUGUGACUGCGACCAAAUUUUACAUUUACGUGUGAAGAGUUGUAAAUUGUAAAUAUAUUAUAUGAUGUACAGUUGACUGAAAACACACUGAGGCACAAGUUAAAGCUGAUAUAUAUGUGAAUCACAGGGCAUUUUUGAGGUUGGGAAGUUGACUGCAUGACGCCUACCCAGAUAGAACCACCCAACACAUUCAACUGUGUUCUUUCCAGACUUGGGUCAAGUUGUAUUUUUAAAUAAUUUUCAGUGGUUUUUAAACUCAAGUAUUCUGUCAAUGAACUGUGUAUGAAACAUUUUUUCUGUCAUUUCCACAGUUCUGCCUAAAACUAAGACCUGCACCAGGCCCAUACCCACCUCCUUUGGCCCUGAGCCAGCUAAACCCAACGGGCACUGCCACGUCACAGGCCAAGGCUGUGUUUGGGGGCCAUAUUCUAUCCUUUACUGGCCAUUAACCUGCCAGGCUCUUUGGAAUAACAUAGCUAAUUAAAGGAUUAUGCUGGCAAUGUUAUGUGCUUCCAUCUCUGUCCCUGCCUUGUCCGUUCCACUCAGCUCUAAGCUACUACUGAAGAUGUAAAUCUUUGUUAACAGGUUACAAAUAUAUAGUUUCAUAGUAUAGUAUAUAGUUUUGUUAAAUUUAGUUAAUUUUUGAAUUUUAUUAUUUAUUCAUUAGCAGCGUAUCUCAACAGGUUUUGAUUACAUUUUGGCCUGAUUGAUAUUUUAACAGAUUAAUAUUUUUUCAUGGGGAUCAAGGAUUUUUCAAAAUUGUAAGUUAGGAUUAUCUUCAUCAUUACAUGUAAUUUAGAUCAAAAUAACAGACGUCUCGAAGUCUCAGUCUCUUGGUGCUCACUGUCUUGUCCUGGCUCAUCUCUAAGCAGGCUGAAGAGCAUGUUAAUUAUUUGCAAAUAUUAUUUGAUCCAAGUCUGAUUAUUUCCUUGUGUUUUAAUUUACUUUCUGUGGUCUCACAUUUGUGCAAUCUAUUUGAUGGAUCAUCCAAAAGGUGACAUUUUAGACUUUAAAGCAGUGAGGUCUAACUGUAGACGUCACUCUGACUCUGCUCUUUGUGAAGGUAACAUAAUAGAUUGCUUGCCAUCUGAUUGUCUUUAAACGUUUCUGUAAGUUGCCAUAUUGGAACAGAGAUUUGUGUUCAUCUCCACAGGAAAAAAAAACAAAAAAACAAAAAAUGAUCCUACAUUUUCAGACCUGCCGUGAGUCCUACAGAAACAGGGUGCCAAGUUUUCCUCUUACAGUUUAACAGCGGCUGCCCCCUCUGGACAUGUCCUGUUUGCAUGUUCUGAAAAGAAAUUGUGCAUGUCAAAAAAAAAAAAAAAAAAAAAGAGGCAUUGUUUGACUUCAUUAAGUCCAUGAUUUGUACAAUUUGUUUCCUGGUUGUAUUUUCUGAUUAACUAAA
Messenger RNA from Toxotes jaculatrix (banded archerfish), 10545 nucleotides. It is a transcript of the gene cacna1bb, whose product is annotated as calcium channel, voltage-dependent, N type, alpha 1B subunit, b. The coding region runs from base 50 to 7606 and encodes 2518 amino acids. The transcript is spliced from 50 exons. NCBI's taxonomy places the organism in Eukaryota, Metazoa, Chordata, Actinopteri, Toxotidae. Gene Ontology annotation, cellular component: membrane; neuronal cell body; voltage-gated calcium channel complex. Gene Ontology annotation, molecular function: high voltage-gated calcium channel activity. The record is from RefSeq and is a predicted model, not a curated record. Gene Ontology annotation, biological process: chemical synaptic transmission; calcium ion import across plasma membrane.